AUGCCAGCAACUCUGGAAAAGCCAGAAAUCCGAAGUGAAGCUGAUUUAACAUUGAAGCACCAGUUCGCAACACAACGAGAUAAGGUGGUCGUAAAAUCACGCGCUUUAGUAGCUACGCCUAAAGUUAACGGCAGUUGCCAUGGUGAGAACGCCGCUCAAGCGGGCAUUCAGGAGUGGUGCCUGGCUUCAGCGAUGUCGUACAGGGAGCGGCGAAAUCUUUGUGAGAUGACGAAGGCGAUCGGCUACCCGCGCAUACUCUCACUCGAGAACUUCCGGACGCCAAACUUCCGCCUCGUCGCUGAACUACUGGAAUGGAUCGUAAAAGCG
Messenger RNA from Ostertagia ostertagi, 327 nucleotides. The record is from the annotation of a GenBank genome assembly. NCBI's taxonomy places the organism in Eukaryota, Metazoa, Nematoda, Chromadorea, Rhabditida, Trichostrongylidae.